Mercenaria mercenaria is the source of this 2556-nucleotide messenger RNA. RefSeq lists its product as uncharacterized. Lineage: Eukaryota; Metazoa; Mollusca; Bivalvia; Venerida; Veneridae. The transcript has 5 exons. The record is from RefSeq and is a predicted model, not a curated record. Gene Ontology annotation, molecular function: single-stranded DNA binding; ubiquitin protein ligase activity. The coding region runs from base 412 to 1800 and encodes 462 amino acids. Gene Ontology annotation, biological process: DNA damage tolerance; protein monoubiquitination.
ACAUUUUCGGAACUUUGAAGACCAAAACCCUAAAAAGAAAAUAGUGUCAUUGCAUUUUAUGAUAGCCAAAACUACCCGGAUUUUAAUAAGGGAUAUAAUUAUACUGAAAAUGUAUACAUACUGUGGAUUUAAUAAAUUGUGCUCAUUUUUUUUCAUACAGAGUAUUUUUAAACCUGGAAAAUGAUCAAACACACGCAAUAUACACACGUGAUAUAAAACACGUUAUUAGGAAAUACUUGUGUAUAAGUGUACAUUUGUUUUAUGUUUUAACGAUUAUAUUGGUGGAUAGAUACUUUAGAUAGACCGCAAUCAGAAGAACAUUAAUCUGAUGUGACUGAGGAUUUAAAAGGAAUCCAAAUAUUUGUACCAUACAGUGCUGCAAAAAGUAAAACAAAUAGCUCAAGCCUGACAAUGGCGUCUAGUAGCUGCGCGAAAUGUAAACAGCUGUGUCACAAGCCACUACAACUUCCGGAAUGUGGUCAUGUGUUUUGUAAAAGAUGCUUAAGUGAUUAUUUCAGCACGCUUAGUUCUUGGACGGACGAACCGGACUACUUUUCUUGCCCUGAAUGCGGUAGCAAGGUAAGCAAGCCGGACUUACCUAUUGCUAAGUGGACAAAGGCAUUUAAAAUGUGUAACAGGACGACAUUUUGGACACAGGAUUCUGAUGAAUUACGGAAACAAGAGGGUAUUGAAACGGGAAGUGAUUUCGUUCAGUCGUUUACAUCUCCAAAUAGCACAAAUACGUCGAGAAAAGCGAAAGGCUCAACAUUUUAUUCAAAUGAUUCUCACGAACAAACAAAACAAGCAAAAUUGAGCAAAGUAAAAGGGUCCAAGUUUUACACAAAUGGUUCUCACGAACAAUCAAAACAGGAGGAGACAGACACCGGAAGUGACUUUGUUAAAUUCAGGAAAACGUCCAGUGGAAUGUCUAGGAGUUUGCACAGAACAGCCAUCAGAUUAUCAAAAGAACCCUUUGAGAAGGGUUUCGAAAGUAAGAUAAGUUCUGACGAAAGGGACUGCCUUUAUUUCGGUGGGGACAUUAUGCCGAACGGUGACCUCAUCUUGUGUGACUGGUUAAACUUCUCAGUCAAGUUGUUUGAACCUUCAGGGCAAUUUAUUUGCAAAAUUAGGCUGGAUGAAGCGCCGUUGGAUGUUACAGCAGUACGAGAUGACAUGAUUAUAGUUAGUUUUGGAAGCAGAUCAACGAUUGUGCUGUUCUUGGCAUACAUGGCAUCGCGUAAAGAUUUGAAUAUACUGGGUUGUAACAAACUUCCGGGAUUUCUGUACAGCACAACAAUGCAUGAUGGUAACUGUUUGGGUAUAUUUGAGCGGGAUGGUAGUAAGCAAGCUUCAGUUGUCCAGGUAGCUAUUGACAGAAAAGGAGUAAAAUCGGGAUCUGCGAGACGGACUGUUACAGAUUUUAUAACUCCUCACAAAAACAUUGAACUAUCAUCCGAAAGUGGUAUUUUUUACGACCACACCGGUGGAAGACUGUAUGUCACGAGCAGACGUAAGCUCCUAUGCUUUCGAAAAGACAGAAGACUUAUAUUCAGAGAGAGCUUUGAAAAAACGGCGGCGGAAAUGUACAUUCUAGGAUCAGUAACAUGUGACAAGAAAGGUGUGGUUUAUAUAGCAUCAGAUCAAUGCGUCUUGCGAGUCACAAAAGAUGGCGAUCUUAUAUCAGUCGUGCACUCUCCGGCAGAACCCUAUCAUAUUCUAGUCACCAAAGAUCAACUUAAACUGGCUUUAAUCGGAAAGCAAAGUGAAGUUAUGUACAACAGUAUUGAAAAAGGGACAUGAAUAUACAGCUAGUGGGCCUGUUAAAAACUAUCGACUAAUUAAGUAUUUUACAAUGCGAUUUAGGCAUUGUCCUUUUUACGGAAAGUUAUACAAGCGUUUGAGCUACUUGACGUCGGGAGAAUUCCGAAUUGCCUAUUACGGACACGUAAAUUGCCGAGUGCCCUUAAUGUACCUUAUGUAAAUCGGACUGGCCGGCCUGUGAUACUCUUCGAAAAGGUUAUCAAAACUGGAACACUAAUAUUGCACAUAUCAAUAAAUUACACAGUUACACGUGCUAAAAUAAACAUUUGAAAAAUGCGGUCUCCCCGAAACAUUGAACAAACAGGAGUCAGGUCGCCGUAGACUAGUUACGGUGAGAAGGGAAGCUCAAUAAUUUUUGCCAUAAGUUUGCGUGUGAUACUGCACAUGCAUGACAGAAGUGCUGACAUACUUAGCACGUGCAGCUGCUAGCCUGUCUGUCGUGUCUUUAUUCGUAAACUGUUCACGUGCACCAGUUGUAAAAUAUGCGUACAUGCAAACAUGUAAAAAGAUUUAGAUCAUAUGCGGCAGAAGGUUCUUGGAAAAAUGAAUUUACUUCCGUCAUUAGUUUAUGAAGAACAUUUAUGACCGAUCAAUUAAAUCUUUUUCAUUAACCAUUAGUGAUAUUAAUGUUGUAUACGUAACGUUUCUUUCAUGUGAAGUGAGACUUCUAAGUUAUCUCUACAUUAUUUUCUUGGUACAGGAACAAACACUUACAUGAUUACAUGUUUCGUUGUA